AUGCCUCCGAACGCCAACCAACGCCCGAGCGGUCCUUUCACCCACAACUCACACGCAUACGGCGGUCAAUAUGACGGAGCGAGCAGCAGUGUAGACGGAACUCGGGAGGCUGUUAUAGGGAGUAACUCGAGACAUCAUUCACAGGGAGUCGUUGCGUCACAUUUCCUGGCACAAGACCGCGAAACGUGGAUGGACUUCCUGAGAGACGGUACCGAGACCACAGGCAACCACCAACCACCGUCUGGCAAUUUCAACCCCACUGCAACCCCCGACACCCGCUCAAACCCUUCUUCCUCACGAUAUACACUCCCAAAUCGUCCCUCACAACGUACCGAUUCGUCGUCUUCCCGCAGCUCCGACCGCAAAAGACGCCUAACAACUGCCGACUCGCCUAUGAGACGACCAUCGAGCAUACGCAUGCACUCUGAGAACGCAGGGGAUUCGAGUACGGAUCCGAUCGUGUUGGACUCGUCACCUGCUUCGAAUAGACCGCUACCACCCACCCCAACCAUGGGGGUCACAUCACAAGCGAAUACAGGGACAACGAGGCAGAGUGAUAUCGUAUUGCCACCAUGGCAGCCGGACAGCGAGGUCUCGCAGUGUCCGGUGUGCAAGAAGCCCUUUACAUUUCUACUGAGGAGACAUCACUGCAGGAAAUGUGGAAGAGUCGUGUGCGCUUCAUGCUCGCCACACCGCAUUACCAUCCCACGCCAAUUCAUUGUGCAUCCGCCGUCUGAAAGUACGGCAAACUUCAUCGAUCUGACAGGAGACGAUGAGAACGCCAUGUCGCCUUUCGGCCCGUUCCGCAACCCAGCGCUAGGCGGAGGCGAGGAAGUCCGCGUUUGCAACCCUUGUGUACCUGACCCAAACUUUAGUCCACCGCCACGAUACGACUCACUCGGUCAUGGGUCCCGGCCGUUCCCUCCCCGGUCUUCACAGGUCCUACCCCCACCGCCGCCACAUCCCCGUGCACACAGAUCAUCUUCAAGCGUACAUGAUACUUCGCGCUUUGCGGGACAAGGGCAGACACAUAAUUCACGUGACCCCUCAAAUGAGAGCAACCAAAGUAGAAGAGUAAGCUAUCAUGGUAGUUCGAACAUUGGAGAGCGACGACUACCACCUCUUCCACCAUCUGCCAUCCAACAACAGCACCCGCACCACCGCGCCCCCCUCAUCUCCCAAACCAUAGCCAACAACCGCGCCCGGCAAGCACAAAACCACGUAAACUUCGGCUACGGAUCUUUCUCGGGAGCAAUUCCCUUCGCACAAUCGACCUCAACUCCUGUGCCUCCUCCUCUCCAACCCCAACAUGCACAACGUCCGCGUCCCCGCCGCCAAAUCCCUGAAGAAGACGAAUGUCCCAUAUGCGGCGAGGAACUCCCACCAAAAGGACCUGAUAACGAUGAUUCAGACCGUACCCAGCAUAUCGAAGAAUGUAUCGCCCUUCACUCUGCUUCGCCGGGUCCCACAGCAGCUCUCACACGACAAACUUCCGCUAGUCUACCGACUCAGCGUACGAGAGGUAUGAGCAGUGCAGGUGCGGGUAAUUCAGGGAACGGCGAGGGAGCGAGUAAUCUGCAGAGUCGAAUGAGUCAUGCGGCAAGGGGCAUGUUCCCUUAUGUUGCGACGGAGAAGGAUUGUCAAGAUGAGGAGGGGAGGGUGGCCGAGUGUACGAUUUGUCUCGAGGAUUUUGAGAGCGGGGAUAAGAUGGCUAGGUUGGUUUGUUGGUGUAAGUUUCAUGAGACUUGUAUCAAGGAGUGGUGGGAUAAGAAAGGACGAGGAGCUUGUCCUACGCAUCAGUUGCAGGAGUAG
Messenger RNA from Alternaria atra, 1812 nucleotides. RefSeq lists its product as uncharacterized. The coding region runs from base 1 to 1812 and encodes 603 amino acids. Gene Ontology annotation, molecular function: metal ion binding. The transcript has 3 exons. NCBI's taxonomy places the organism in Eukaryota, Fungi, Ascomycota, Dothideomycetes, Pleosporales, Pleosporaceae. The record is from RefSeq and is a predicted model, not a curated record.